Gongylonema pulchrum is the source of this 312-nucleotide messenger RNA. Lineage: Eukaryota; Metazoa; Nematoda; Chromadorea; Rhabditida; Gongylonematidae. The record is from the annotation of a GenBank genome assembly.
AUGAAACGCCAAAACGUUCGGACGUUGUCGCUGAUUGUUUGCACGUUAACCUACCUACUUAUUGGUGCCGCUGUAUUUGAUGCGCUCGAAUCGGACAACGAAAUGCAACAGAGAGCAUUGGUGAUGAAAGUGAAGGAGCGCCUUACAAAUAAGUACAAUAUCAGCGAAACGGAUUAUCAGGUGCUGGAGGCGAUUAUCAUGAGGUCCAUACCUCAUCGAGCUGGUCAUCAGUGGAAAUUCAGUGGUGCCUUUUAUUUUGCUACUACUGUCAUCACUACUAUUGGUAAGAUUUCUGGUUCAGUUUACUCCUAA